Molecule: messenger RNA, 555 nt
Organism: Hansenula anomala
Lineage: Eukaryota; Fungi; Ascomycota; Saccharomycetes; Phaffomycetales; Wickerhamomycetaceae
Exons: 1
Source: RefSeq, a predicted model, not a curated record
AACAGACCCUCUACUUCCAAUCAUAAUGGAAAUAUGAAAGCUAAAUCACUCACUACUAUAUUCAAAAGAUCACUAUCUGACUAUGUCACGUUCCCCAUCAGAAAUUAUAACCCAGCUCCAAAUCUAAAUCUAUCAAAAGAUUCAAUAUACAAAAAUGCAAGAUUGAAAAUCCAACUAUUAAAAGCUCCUUCACAUUUCGGUCAUUUUACAAAUAGAAUGAAUAGAUUAUACAAUGAGGAUAAAUAUACUGUUAAUAUGAUCAAAAUACCCAUCAGAAUCAAUGAUUAUGGGGUUGAUAAAACUGUGGAACAAGAAUGUUUUACUGCAAGUGUAUUUGAUGGUCAUGGCGGUGAUGAAUGUUCAACUUUCCUAAGAAAUCAUUUAAAUGAACAAGUUGAAACUUUAAAACCUUCCAAAGAAGGAUUUAUGAAUCUAUUAUCAAAAUAUAAUGAAAAUAUUGGAGGUUAUUGGAAAAGAAUAUUUAGGAAAAAAAUGAUAUUUUCAAAUCAAUUGAACCAAAACAAGAUGAUAUUGAUGAUUUGAAAUUAAGAUUAA